AAAGCGGAAGCCGUCAGCAGCGUGAGCAGACGACAGAGGCACAUGGCGCAGGGUGGCGGUGGAGGCAGCAGCAAUGGAAGGCCAUACAGCACCCUAUCACAAAAUGGAACCCACCCAAACAGUGUAAGGAGACCUGAAAGUGGCACAUGGCAGAUUCUGGCGAUGAAGUCAGCAGCACCUAUGACAAAAUGGAACCCACCAGCAGUGUGAGGAGACCUGAAAGUGGCACAUGGCAGAGUGUGGCGAUGGAGACAGCAGCAAUGGGAGGUCGUACAGGGACCGAUGAGACACUCUGGACCUGGCAGCAGCGUGA
Molecule: messenger RNA, 313 nt
Organism: Staurois parvus
Lineage: Eukaryota; Metazoa; Chordata; Amphibia; Anura; Ranidae
Source: the annotation of a GenBank genome assembly